Aspergillus campestris IBT 28561 is the source of this 2320-nucleotide messenger RNA. Its product is annotated as 1,4-alpha-glucan branching enzyme GLC3. Bases 161 to 2239 code for a protein of 692 amino acids. Gene Ontology annotation, biological process: glycogen biosynthetic process. Lineage: Eukaryota; Fungi; Ascomycota; Eurotiomycetes; Eurotiales; Aspergillaceae. The record is from RefSeq and is a predicted model, not a curated record. The transcript is spliced from 8 exons. Gene Ontology annotation, molecular function: cation binding; hydrolase activity, hydrolyzing O-glycosyl compounds; 1,4-alpha-glucan branching enzyme activity. Gene Ontology annotation, cellular component: cytoplasm.
CUUUUCCUCUUUCUUUUCUACUUGAUACUUGUUGCUGGGGAUUUAUAAUUUUACCUCUGUUUCUGUUUUAUUCUGCUUUCCGAACUAUCAAUCAUUGACAGUAGUAUUCCAUUGCUUGAUUGUCAUUUCGUGCUGAUCUUAACCAUUGUUGGAGCUUCCCAUGGCGACUCAAGCUGGAGAUGUCUCUACAUCAACACCGACCGACGGUACAGGCGUACUGAAACUGGACCCGUGGCUGGAGCCAUUCCAGGACGCUCUCCGCCGUCGAUUUAGCUUCGUGGAGAGCUGGGUUAAGACGAUCAACGAGUCAGAAGGUGGCUUGGAAAAAUUCAGUCGAGGCUACGAGCGCUUCGGUUUCAAUGUCAGCGACAAUGGCGACAUCAUUUACAGAGAAUGGGCACCCAAUGCUACAGAGGCCCAGCUAGUCGGCGAUUUCAACAAUUGGGAUGCCACGGCCAACCCGAUGACGAAAGACAACUUUGGAGUCUGGGAGGUAACGGUGCCGGCCAAGGACGGGGCCCCAGCUAUUCCACAUGAUAGCAAAGUCAAGAUAACCAUGGUCCUCCCCAGCGGCGAACGAAUCUACCGGGUUCCCGCGUGGAUCAAACGCGUCACUCAAGACCUGGAUGUGUCCCCCGUCUAUGACCCUGUCUUCUGGAACCCUCCCCCGGCAGAGCGAUACCAAUUUAGGCACUCGCGCCCAAAGAAACCUGAGAGCCUACGUAUCUACGAAGCUCAUGUCGGGAUAUCCUCUCCAGAAACAAAAGUUGCGACCUACAAGGAGUUCACAGCAAACAUGCUACCUCGGAUCAAGUACCUGGGGUACAAUGCGAUUCAGCUCAUGGCAAUCAUGGAACACGCCUACUACGCGAGCUUCGGGUAUCAGGUUAACAACUUCUUCGCCGCAAGCAGCCGCUACGGCACGCCUGAGGACCUGAAAGAGCUUGUGGACACCGCCCACAGCAUGGGUCUGGUGGUUCUCCUUGAUGUGGUCCACAGCCACGCUUCAAAGAAUGUCCUCGAUGGGCUUAACAGGUUCGACGGCACGGACCACCAAUAUUUCCACGGAGGCGAGAAAGGGCAGCAUUCCCUAUGGGAUAGCCGACUAUUCAACUUUGGCAGUCAUGAGGUUUUGCGCUUUCUGCUCAGCAACCUUCGAUUCUGGAUGGAUGAGUAUGGGUUCGAUGGUUUCCGCUUCGAUGGCGUUACUAGUAUGCUCUAUACUCACCACGGUAUCGGAACGGGCUUUUCCGGCGGUUACCAUGAAUACUUCGGUCCUUCGGUGGAUGAAGAAGGCGUGAUGUAUCUGACCCUCGCCAACGACAUGCUCCACGAACUCUAUCCCAACUGCAUCACCAUAGCAGAAGAUGUGUCCGGAAUGCCCGCCCUGUGCCUACCGCACACCUUGGGAGGAGUUGGCUUCGACUACCGCCUCGCCAUGGCUGUUCCUGACUUGUAUAUCAAGCUCCUCAAGGAGAAGCAAGACAUCGAGUGGGACAUCGGCAAUCUUGCCUUCACACUCACCAACCGCCGUCACGGCGAAAAGACGAUCGCUUAUGCCGAAAGUCACGACCAAGCCUUGGUCGGCGACAAGACACUCAUGAUGUGGCUCUGCGACAAAGAGAUGUACACCAACAUGUCAGUCCUAACAGAAUUCACACCGACCAUCGAGCGAGGCAUGGCCCUCCACAAGAUGAUCCGGCUGGUAACGCACGGCCUCGGCGGCGAAGGCUACCUCAACUUCGAAGGCAACGAAUUCGGGCACCCCGAAUGGCUCGACUUCCCGCGCGAAGGCAACAACAACUCCUUCUGGUACGCGCGGCGGCAGCUCAACCUAACCGAGGACCCCCUGCUUCGCUACGGGCUCCUCAACGAAUUCGACCGCGCGAUGCAGCUCACCGAGCAGAAAUACGGCUGGCUGCACGCGUCGCAAGCGUACGUCAGCCUCAAGAACGAGACUGACAAGGUGCUCGUCUUCGAGCGCGCGGGCCUCCUCUGGAUCUUCAACUUCCAUCCGACCGAGAGCUUCACCGACUACCGCGUUGGCGUCCAGACCGCCGGUACUUACCGCAUUGUCCUCGACACCGACGACAAGGCGUUUGGGGGGCUGGGCCGUAAUCUCAAGGAGACAAGGUUCUUCACGACGGAUAUGGAGUGGAAUGGACGUGCCAAUUUCUUGCAGGUUUAUCUCCCGACGCGGACGGCUGUGGUCCUGGCACUGGAAGAAACAACCCUGUAGUUACAUAUCGAAUACCACCGUCAACAUUCAGUCCUCCAAUCAUAUCUAUUUCCAUUGCCGUAUCUAGACCAAUCAAUAUAC